Lactuca saligna is the source of this 1054-nucleotide messenger RNA. The record is from the annotation of a GenBank genome assembly. NCBI's taxonomy places the organism in Eukaryota, Viridiplantae, Streptophyta, Magnoliopsida, Asterales, Asteraceae.
GCAAAAGAGUCGAAAUAUAUGUACUUAAAAGUCAAAGGCUUUAAUUUACUAGAUCCAAAUCAAAGCUUGAUCUAGACACAGAGAAAAACAUGGUGCUGAAAGUAUAUGCCGAUCGACUCUCCCAACCAUCUCGUUCUGUUCUCCUCUUCUGCAAGAUAAUUGGGAUCGACUUUGAGGAAAUCCAAGUAGAGGUCUUGAAAAAUCAGCGAUUCUCCCCUGAAUAUAAGGCAAUAAAUCCCAUGUCUCAAGUUCCAGCCAUAGUUGAUGGACACUUGAAGCUGUUUGAGAGUCACGCCAUUCUAAUCUACUUAUCAUGUUCAUUUCCCGGUGUUGCUAAUAAUUGGUAUCCUAGUGAUGUAUCCAAAAGAGCUAAGAUCCACUCUGUUUUAGAUUGGCAUCAUUCCAAUUUACAUCGUGGUUCAGUUGGACUUAUUUUGAACACUAUCAUGGCACCCAAAGGGUUCCCUUCAAGCCCUCAAGCAGCUAAAGAAGCUGAGAAGAUACUCAUGAAAUCUUUGAAUAAAUUAGAAACAUUUUGGUUAAAAGAUGGAAGCUUUUUGGUUGGAAGCUCCAAACCAUCGAUUGCAGAUAUCAGUUUAGUAUGUGAUAUCAUGCAACUUCAGCUUUUGAGUGAUAAGGAUUUUGAUCGGAUAUUAAGCCCUUACAAGAAAGUUCUUCAGUGGAUCCAAGAUACAAUAUCUGCAACUGCACCUCAUUUUCAUGAAGUUCAUGGGCUUCUCUUUAAAGCCCAGAAAAGAAUUCGAGGGCAGAUGCUAACACAAUCCGAGAUUUUUUGUGCAUUUAGUAAAAUUUGACACAUUUGCUGCUAAGUGCUAACACUACUCUACUCGUAAAGCGAGACUUGAAAUCUAACCCUAUGGCUGGAGGGCACAUUUUCCACGUUUAAGAAUUCAGAUCUCAAAGGAAGAAAAAUUGUUAACUUAUCUGACAAAAAAAAAAAAAAAUGCUCCGCAUAAACUCUUAUGAAAAAUGUUAUUACAGAAAUUUUGUCUGGCUUUUUAGAUAUAAGAAAACCAAAUCGGACACAAAACAA